AUGCAGCCGGUCGGGGGCGGGGCUCCGAGGCCGGGACUCGGCCACCCGCUCCCCCGCAGCCUCCUCCAGCUCGACCCCGUCGCGCUCCUGAUGCUGCUCGUGGACGCCGACCCGCCGGAGCCCGUGCGCAGCGGGGCGCGCGAGCUCGCGCUCUUCCUGACCCCGGAGCCCGGGGCCGAGGCGAAGGAGGUGGAGGAGACCAUCGAGGGGAUGCUCCUCAGGCUGGAAGAGUUCUGCAGCCUGACUGACAUGAUCAGGAGCGACACUUCACAGAUCUUGGAGGAAAACAUCCCGCUCCUUCAGGCCAAAGUGACAGAAAUGCGUGGCAUCUAUGCCAAAGUGAACCAGCUAGAGGCCUUCGUCAAGAUGGUUGGGCACCACGUCUCCUUCCUGGAGGCCCACGUGCUUCGGGCCGAGCGGGACCACGGGGCCUUCUCGCAGGCUCUGCGGAGAUGGCUGGGCUCCGCCGGGCUUCCCUCCUUCAGGAGCAAGCCGCUGGCGGCCCCGGCCUUCGAGCUGCCCGCGCUGUACCGCACGGAGGACUACUUCCCCCCGGCCACCGGCCCUGCUGCACUGCGGACCCCCCGCCCCCGGCGCGUGUGAGCCUCUGAACCCGGGGGCCUGUCUCAUGCUGUCCCUUCAUGCUGUGAUCCCCUCCCUUGCUGCACGUGGAACCACGGGGUUCGGAGACCCAUCUGGGGCCCGUGCGGUCGGGUCCGAGCAGCCACCGUGGCUCUAGGCCCCUGGUGGCUGCUCGCUGCCACCAGACACACGGCUUCAGGGUCACCUGCAGUGGCUCAUCUGUCUGCGCUCCCCGGUGCCCGCCGGCCUGUGAAUCAUCUCAAUAAAGAUGUCAAGAGGUCA
This is a messenger RNA of Neogale vison (American mink), 864 nucleotides long. It is a transcript of the gene BCAS4, whose product is annotated as breast carcinoma amplified sequence 4. NCBI's taxonomy places the organism in Eukaryota, Metazoa, Chordata, Mammalia, Carnivora, Mustelidae. Gene Ontology annotation, cellular component: BLOC-1 complex. Bases 1 to 603 code for a protein of 200 amino acids. The transcript is spliced from 5 exons. The record is from RefSeq and is a predicted model, not a curated record.